Messenger RNA from Trichosporon asahii var. asahii CBS 2479, 603 nucleotides. RefSeq names its product GTPase inhibitor. The coding region runs from base 1 to 603 and encodes 200 amino acids. Gene Ontology annotation, cellular component: cytoplasm. Lineage: Eukaryota; Fungi; Basidiomycota; Tremellomycetes; Trichosporonales; Trichosporonaceae. The transcript has 4 exons. The record is from RefSeq and is a predicted model, not a curated record.
AUGUCUGCGCCGCCCUCGCCAACACUGAGCGAUAGCGAGCUCCUGGAAGGUCUCGAGGAGAAAUUCGACCUCGGCAAAGAGAGGGAAAGGCGCCUAGCGGCUCUGAAGGAACAGAGCGACAAAGCCAAGAGACUGCAGGAGACAGAGUAUGGAAGGGUGGUGACGUAUGGCGAUGAGAAGAAGCUGAUUGAGCGCAUGUCUAAGGAGAAAUGGUGCAUUAUCCACUUCUUCCACCCCGAUUUCCCGCGGUGUAGGAUCAUGGACAAGAAGCUCGACGAAUUGGCGCCCAAAUACCCGCACACGCUCUUCCUCCGCGCCUCCGUCGCCGACAUUCCCUUCCUCGUCGGCAAAUUGGGCAUCCAGGUCCUGCCCUGUGUCUACGUCUUUGUCGACGGCAGAGGGACAGACAGAUUGAUCGGGUUUGAGGACCUCGGGCAUAAUGACAAUUUCACGACGGCCGCGCUCGAGUUUAGGCUGAAACAGAGUGAGGCCGGCAGAGGCGAGGCCCCUGCUACUUUUUCUUUAAAUCGUGUAUUGUGCGAUGAGCCACUGGGUCAGCAGGUCAGCACUUUCGAGACUAGCACGGCCAUCAAUUCUAGCUAG